Phyllostomus hastatus (greater spear-nosed bat) is the source of this 1829-nucleotide messenger RNA. RefSeq names its product chromosome unknown C22orf39 homolog (gene CUNH22orf39). The transcript has 3 exons. Lineage: Eukaryota; Metazoa; Chordata; Mammalia; Chiroptera; Phyllostomidae. The coding region runs from base 114 to 434 and encodes 106 amino acids. The record is from RefSeq and is a predicted model, not a curated record.
GCGAGGAUUUUAAUCGUCAUAUCUGAGUUCCUCGCUUUCUCACGUGGUGCAGGCCUAAUCAAUUUUCAUUGGCUAGCGGGCUGAGGAGGCGAGGGUUCGGUACUCCCCUUGACAUGGCUGAGGGUGCCGGCUGGCAGCCGCCGCGCCCCUGUGAAGCCUAUCGUGCCGAGUGGAAGCUCUGCCGCAGCGCUGGGCACUUCCUGCACCACUACUACGUCCACGGCGAGCGGCCGGCCUGCGAGCAAUGGCGACGCGACCUGGACAGCUGCCGCGAAUGGGAGGAGCGCCGGAGCGCCAAGGCCCAGCGGUCCCUCUGUGAGAGCGAGCGUAGGAGAGUCCAGGCUGCACAAAAGCACACCCUGGUGUGGACCCCGAGGCAGAGCCCCCCUGCAGAAUGGCAUCUCCCUCUGCCACAGGAGGAGGAAGACAAGUGACAAGCACCCCUGCACAGCUUCCUCUGGUCUGUUUCAAGUGGGGCUGUUGUAUGUGACCCUAAGGACUCUGACUGACCCAAGCGUUCCAGUAGGUACCUGGGAACUUCUGCCUGGCUUGGAACACCGAGCACCACACCCCCAGGGCUGCUUGCCCAGCCCUCACCUGCGUUCUGGGUGCCCCCCUGCUGCCAUUGCUCUGGAAGAAGUUUUGUCCACUGCACAGCUUCCAGGAAGCCAAGGACCAUUGCAGAUUGCUGAAAGCAGGCAGGGUGGGCUGUCUCAUGCUCCUCCUGCUGACCUCCCAGCAGGACAGCAGCACAGCAGGUGGUCAUCAUGAGGUCUAAAAUUCUCAGGUAAAGUCUUAAGUGGUAGCUGUGACCCCUGUGGACACAUAGAGGGGUCAGGAUGAGGAAGCUAAAUGGUCGUGCUGCCAAGAACACCUCACCUGGCCCUGGUUUGGUGAGGACCACACAUGGCCAGCCACUGUGCCCACACUUGGCUGUGGCCCGCUCGCUCAGGUCCUCUGCAGACACAGGUGGGGUGGACCUCUGGACCGGCAUGCUGCACCCCCUAGGCUCACAGGAGGUGAGAUUCUGGUUUUUAAGAACUGCACACAGCUAAGGACACACCACCUUGCAUAAAAAGCGUUCAUGGAUUCUUGGCUGAAGAAACCCAAACCUGGAAUUUUGGUCCACUUAACAUUUCCCCUGGUCAUUUUUAGAAAAUGUGGAGUAUGUCAAAGGCCAUUUUACACAUUAGAUUUCAAAGAGAAGCUGAACUUUUAAAUCAACAGUUUAGUUGUUGGGACUAUUAAAUUUCACAUCUGAUGUUAUACUCAGUGUUACAAUGAAGUCAUUAAGGUCGGCCGUGACAAUCCAGCAUGGCUGGAGAGGGAUGACCAUGUGAGGACAAAGCACAAAGGUAGCCAUCUAGAGGCAAGAGGCCUUCAGAGAAACCAACCCUGCUGGUGCCUCAGCCGUGGGAGUUGUAGCUUCCAGAACUGUGAGGAAUGUCUUUUUCAGCCAUGCAGGCUGGCACUUUGUCCUGGCAACCCCAGCACCCUAAUACAGCCACCAUUCCAGACUGACAGUACCCGAGUAAGAGUCCUCAGCCCCAGGGGUCCCACCCUCCUGCAGGACACAGCAGCUUUGUUCACUAGUGUGUCCCUGGCCUGCUCCACCCUCUUCAGCCUCCCUCCCCAGCUUAAAAUGCGAAGCUGGCCCUGCUGCUGAUGAUGUGAGGAACUUCAUGUGUCCUGUCUGCCCCACCCGUGAAGGCCCUGCCUCUCCUCUGCCCACCCAUGCAGACAGCACAGCACACACAGCCUGCACAUCCUUCACCUCUGUCUCUUGGGAUCAUUUUAUGCCUCCUGCUGGGGGCAUCCACCCCACAGAA